GCCAUCCCCGCGCGCCCCUCCGCGCCCCCUCCCCCUCCCGCCGGCGGCGCUUGUGGCCCGGCCCGACCCGGCCCGGCGCGGCUCCCCGGGACUCGGGCCGCGCCGCGAAGAAGCGGGAAGGAGGCGGCUGCCCGAUUUGUUUGUAAAUGCAUCAUAAACAGACAGCCCAGAAUGAAGAAAGCAAGCCGGAGUGUUGGCUCAGUGCCCAAAGUGCCUGGAGUAAAUAAAACUCAAACAACUGAAAAAGCCAAACCAGAGAACGGCUCCUCAGUGUCUGCAGUAACAAAACUCUCCAAAACUGGGACAUCAGCAUCUCUUUUGAAGACAAAGAGUAAUGAUGACCUCUUAGCGGGGAUGGCUGGUGGUGGAGCAGUGACAAUGACCAAUGGUGUCAAGGCAAAGAAGAACACUUGUGUAUCAACAGCAUCUUCAGCUUCAGGGCCAGCCAUGAACAGUCUGGAAAAUAAACCCAAAACUAUUGCAGGUACAAGUUCCACAACUAAGCGUAGCACUUCAUCUGGAAAUAAAGAGUCAAGCUCUUCUAGAGAAAGAAUACGCGAUCGUUCUCGUUUAAGCCAGAGCAAAAAGCUCCCUUUGACUGGACAGGGGACCAAUGAUACGGUACUGGCAAAACGCUCCCGUAGUCGCACCAAUCCAGAAUCGGACAUUCGAAUGAGCAAGUCCAAAUCGGACAAUCAAAUCAGUGACAAAGCUGCGUUGGAAGCAAAGGUGAACGAUCUUUUGACAUUAGCAAAAACUAAAGAUGUGGAAAUCUUGCAUCUGCGGAAUGAACUAAGGGAUAUGCGUGCUCAGCUGGGACUUAACGAAGAUCAGCUUGAAGGUGAUGAAAAAUCUGAAGAAAAAGAGGCCACUGUUGUCCAUCAGCCAACUGAUGUAGAGUCUACGUUGCUACAGCUACAGGAGCAAAACACUGCCAUCCGAGAAGAGCUCAACCAGCUGAAGAAUGAGAAUCGAAUGUUAAAAGACCGACUAAAUGCAUUAGGGUUUUCUUUGGAGCAAAGGCUGGACAACUCUGAAAAACUCUUUGGCUAUCAGUCUUUGAGUCCAGAGAUUACAGCUGGCAACCACAGUGAUGGUGGUGGUACUCUGACAUCUUCGGUGGAAGGUUCUGCUCCCGGAUCAAUGGAAGACUUGUUAAGUCAGGAUGAAAACACUUUGAUGGACAAUCAACAUAGUAAUUCCAUGGAUAAUUUAGACAGUGAGUGCAGUGAAGUUUAUCAGCCACUGACAUCAAGUGAUGAUGCCUUAGACGCUCCAUCAUCUUCGGAGUCUGAAGGUGUACCGAGUAUAGAAAGAUCUAGGAAGGGAAGCAGUGGCAAUGCAAGUGAAGUGUCCGUAGCUUGUCUGACAGAACGGAUACAUCAGAUGGAAGAGAAUCAACACAGUACAGCUGAAGAGCUCCAAGCCACGCUUCAAGAGCUUGCAGAUUUGCAACAAAUAACGCAAGAGCUAAACAGUGAGAAUGAAAGACUUGGAGAAGAAAAAGUAAUCCUUAUGGAAUCUUUGUGCCAGCAAAGUGACAAGUUAGAACACUUCAGCCGUCAGAUCGAGUAUUUUCGGUCCCUUUUAGAUGAACACCAUAUUUCAUAUGUCAUUGAUGAAGAUAUGAAAAGUGGUCGCUACAUGGAGUUAGAGCAACGUUACAUGGACCUUGCAGAGAAUGCUCGGUUUGAGCGAGAGCAGCUGUUAGGUGUUCAGCAGCACUUGAGUAACACUUUGAAGAUGGCAGAACAAGACAACAAGGAGGCCCAAGAAAUGAUAGGGGCAUUAAAAGAAAGAAAUCACCACAUGGAACGGAUAAUUGAGUCAGAGCAGAAGAGCAAAACGGCAAUAGCAUCUACUUUAGAGGAGUACAAAGCCACGGUGGCCAGUGACCAGAUUGAGAUGAACAGGCUGAAAGCUCAGUUAGAGCAUGAAAAGCAGAAAGUGGCUGAGUUGUAUUCUAUACACAACUCCGGAGACAAGUCAGAUAUACAAGAUUUGCUGGAGAGCGUCAGGCUGGAUAAAGAAAAAGCAGAGACUUUGUGCAGUAGUCUGCAAGAAGAGCUGGCACACGCCCGCAAUGAUGUCAAUCGAUUGCAAGAUGCCAUUGCUAAGGUUGAAGAUGAAUACAGAGCGUUCCAAGAAGAAGCCAAGAAACAAAUUGAAGAUCUCAAUGUGGCUCUAGAAAAACUUCGGACAGAACUAGAUGAAAAAGAGACUGAGAGAAGUGACAUGAAGGAAACUAUCUUUGAGCUGGAGGAUGAAGUAGAGCAGCAUCGUGCUGUGAAGCUUCAUGACAAUCUCAUCAUAUCUGAUUUGGAGAAUACAGUUAAAAAGCUUCAGGACCAAAAGCAUGACAUGGAAAGAGAGAUAAAGAAUCUUCACAGGCGACUCCGGGAGGAGUCAGCAGAAUGGCGUCAGUUCCAAGCAGAUCUACAGACUGCAGUGGUUAUAGCAAAUGAUAUAAAGUCUGAGGCCCAGGAGGAGAUAGGAGACCUGAAGCGUAGGUUACAUGAAGCUCAGGAGAAAAAUGAGAAGCUUACUAAAGAGUUGGAGGAAAUAAAGUCACGCAAGCAGGAAGAGGAACGUGGUCGAGUGUACAAUUACAUGAAUGCUGUAGAGAGAGAUUUGGCAGCUCUGAGACAAGGAAUGGGCCUGAGUCGCAGAUCAUCCACCUCCUCGGAGCCAACUCCUACUGUGAAAACACUCAUCAAGUCAUUUGACAGUGCCUCCCAAGUUCCAAGCCCCGCUGCUGCCACGAUUCCUCGCACUCCCCUGAGCCCAAGUCCCAUGAAAACUCCCCCGGCUGCUGCUGUAUCCCCUAUGCAGAGGCAUUCGAUAAGUGGACCAAUCUCAGCUUCAAAACCCCUUGCUACACUGACAGACAAAAGACCAAGCUACGCUGAAAUCCCUGUGCAAGAACAUUUGUUGAGAACAUCUUCUACCAGCAGGCCAGCAUCUUUGCCAAGAGUACCUGCUAUGGAAAGUGCCAAAUCUAUUUCUGUGUCUCGAAGAAGUAGUGAAGAAAUCAAACGGGAUAUCACUGCACCUGAUGGAGCAUCUCCAGCAUCUCUCAUGGCAAUGGGUACCACCUCACCACAGCUGUCACUCUCAUCUUCUCCAACGGCAUCAGUCACCCCUACAACCAGAAGUCGAAUAAGGGAAGAGAGGAAAGAUCCCUUGUCUGCCCUAGCAAGAGAAUAUGGAGGAUCCAAGAGAAACGCCUUGCUGAAGUGGUGCCAGAAAAAAACAGAAGGCUAUCAGAAUAUCGACAUAACAAACUUCAGCAGUAGCUGGAAUGAUGGCUUGGCUUUCUGCGCAGUCCUCCAUACUUACCUCCCAGCACAUAUUCCCUAUCAAGAGCUAAACAGCCAGGACAAGAGAAGAAACUUCACUUUGGCUUUUCAGGCAGCUGAAAGUGUCGGCAUCAAAUCUACUCUGGACAUCAAUGAAAUGGUGCGAACUGAGCGUCCAGACUGGCAGAAUGUCAUGCUGUAUGUUACAGCCAUUUACAAAUACUUUGAAACCUGAAACCCUAAUAAUUCAACAGAUCCGUGGGCUACCAGAUGGAAAACUUACUGAAAUGCUAAUCCCCAUUUCACUGAAAACUGGCAACAUUUGAGUCCCCUCAAGCUUCAGUGACAAUAUCCUGGAUUGCCUCAGAUUGCUUCAGCUACUAAGCCUGGAAACAACUGUUUAAAAGCAAGAACUUGUUACCACAGUGCUUGGAAUAACCCAAGUUAUUAAGCUAUUCAUGUUAAUUAUGUAGCCUAAAGAGCCUGGACUACUUAUGUGCUGCCUUUCCGGCCAGACUUCCUGAAGCUUUCUUUCCUAGGAGAGUGAGAUGAAUGGAUCCUCUAGCAUGUAAGAGACUGAAUGUACAGCUAAAGCUUUGAGAAGGAAAAGGAUAACAUGGCAUCGUAUUACUGAACUUUCUCUAGCGUUCUGAUACCACAGAAUCUGAAUAUUCUACCCACAGCAUAUGACCCCGAUACAGCAGAGUUCUUAAUGGUAAUUUAGUUACUGCCUUUCCCUUUCCCUCCUUUAAAAUAUGCACAAUAUUCUAGGAAAACAAGCUUUUGUUCCAUAAUGACAAAUUGAGUGGAAAAGUGCUCUUGAUACCUCGAAAACUUUGGCACAGAAGAACUCGUCAUUCUAAAGCUUCGUUAUAAGCCUACCUCUGUCACAGUGAUGUGGCUUCCAACUUUAUCUUAUGGAUUGUAAAGACUAGCACAUACAGCUCCUGGUUUUCAGGGUACGCUAUACUUCAAGGAAUCUGUCCAAACUCCUUGUGCUUCCAUUAUAACAGAAAUGAAUCAAUAAUCAGCCCUUGUACAGCUUGUUCUUCCUCCUCUUCCUCCUUUGCCUGUAUAGCACGCACAGCUACCCCAGGCUUUACUCUACAGCAAUACGAGCAAACAUCAUGGAUUUCUGUGGUAGAAUUUUGGAACUGGGAUAGCAUUUCCUCUGCAGAGAAGAUAUUUUCGGUGAGAUGUAAUAAUUAAGUGGUUUGUCUGAAAAUCCAGCUUUGCCAUGUUUUCUGUGUGGUUUUCGUUGAUCUUGCACAUCCUCAUCUGACUGACAGAAGGUGAGGCGUUCUGUAACAAGAGCUAUGGAGGAACUGAUGUCAUGUGUAUGCACCCCGUAGUCUUGAAUAUUGCGUGGAAGUGACUCACUGUCACAAGGAAUUGAGAAACUCUAGUCUGCUCAACUUCUAUUUUCCUAAAAUGUACCUGAAUUCAUGUAACGGUUCUCUGGCAAAACAGUUCAAGUUAAGUGCCUUAGCGAUCAUUGAAUCGAUACAUCCUGGCACUUCAGGGCCUCAUGCAGAAUGUUAAUGGCUCAGAACAAUUUCAUAUAUCCAUUUGUCAUAAGCUGUUUGUUCUAAUCUUGUUUGUCAAAUCAAGGGAAGACUUCAUUCUAUCAUUGCUUCUGCCUCUUAUUUUUCCGAAUACUUAGCAGCAGUUAAGCCACAGUUGAACGUCUCUCAUUAAUAUUAAGCAGAAGCCUACUUUAGAAGUGAGUUCUAUAGCAACUGCUAUUUAUAAGCACAUGCUCUUUCAACACAGUAACCCUGUUAUAAAGAAAAUUAAUCUGCCAUUCCUGUGAUGCUCUUAUGACUGUUAAGGACAGUUUGAAUGUCAUAGAUGUUAACCCAGUGAAUGCAACUAUGCUUGGCAUCUCUGAAACUUUGUCAUUGUAUAAAAGCACAGAUUUAACUCAAAAUGAUUGCCAAAUGCAAAAACCUGUCAUCUGAAGAACAUAGCCCAUGUGAAGAGUAAUAAUUCAGCAUGUCUCUAGCAGCUAGCAUUGUCUAAAAAUAUACACUUCCAUUGAUAUGUGCCUGGGAGAAUUACAAAAGUUUGCAAAAUUGUUUCUUAAUCCAUGCAGAGGGCCUUUGGAGAAGUUUUCAGAGCAGCGGUGUCUUGUACAUUCUCACAGUUAUUUAGAACCCUAAAAGUAGCUAGAUACUCCCUAUUAAUUGGUGCAUUUAAAGAGCCAACGUAAUCUAAAGACAGUUGUCACGAGAGAGGCUUCAAGUGAAAAAUCUUCAUUAACAGAUUUUAAUAAAAGCCUGAAAUACAAUUUUCUCUCCUGUAUAUUUUUUAAAAAAAAUGUUCUUCAUUUCUUCAAAUAAGUUUCAGUAAGAAUAGUCUUAUUAGCAAUAAAGGAAUAUCAGGCUCCGUGAAGAAGUUUUUGUAUAAUGAUAUAUCUGAGCCUUUACAUGUAAGAUGCUGCACAGCUGUCCGAGUGGCAGAAAUGAAGCAAUGGAAGAUCUGAACCAAACAUAAUGCCCCGCUGCACUCUACAACAUGGGUUUUUUCUGAAGUUUCAAAUAGCGUUAAAUUUCUCAAGAGGAAGAAUAGCCGUAGCCCUUCCAGCUGUGGAUGAUACUGUUCUGUUUGGUUCCUACUAAUAGUUAAUCCUGAAACAGCCUGGGUUUUGUACAUAUGAAGUGCAAGCUUAUGCUGAUUUACUUUCCUUUUUAAUCUAGACAAUAUUUCUGAAUGUACCACAAAAAGGACAAAUAUUUUAUCAUCAAUUUAUAUUAUUGCAUUUUAAUGUGUGCCUUGCAAAUGCCUGUGCUGUAGGGGUGGGGUGGGCAACCAAACGGACCUGUUGAACAUAUUGGUGCAGACAGAGCUGUAUCAUCUGCUGGGGCUUCUUUCGCAGAACGCUUCCAUGGAUCAGAGAGGUCCCUUUAGAACCAGAGGUAUCUUUGGUUUGUCUAGUUGUCAUCCUGAUGCAAGAUCAUCAGCAAUGAACUGAAUGAACAAUUCUGGGGUUUUCUUUCCCUCCCAUCCCUUCUUUUUUUGGUAAAGUUCCAUUUUAGUUAUUCAGGAAAACUCUGUCAGAGAAGUUUUGAUACAGAGAAUCUAACAAUAACAGAACUGAGGUGACUUCAGAAUGGAUCACUCUUGAUUUGGUUUACAGCUGGUUUUAUUUGAUCCAGUUUGAUUUGGUUGUCUUGUAUAUUUAAAUAGAAACACUAAUUUAGGAUCUCUGGUGUGAGUGGCAGUGGCUCUCACAAAGAUCUCUCAUUCUCAUGCCUCUGAAAAAUUGUGAGUGAAAUUUUUCCUUUUAAGUUUGUGUUUGUGGAUAGGUUAUCCAGAAUAUAGCGUUUAAUUACAGCAUAUUCUGUUUUAAAAGGGUGGGGUUUUUUUUUCUCUUUUGCAUGAAAUAUAUUCCUCAAGUUAAAUGUAGCAUUUCUGAUUUUUUUUUUUUUGUCUGCAAUAUUGUAAAAUAUUUCCACUGAUUGUGUUUCUGUCAAGUCUAUAAUCAUGCUUUAGGGUCCCUUUGAUUUGCCAGAACUAAAUGAACUUGGCUUUGACAUACUGGUGUUAACUCAUAUUAAUACCCCUGGCAGCAGUCGUACUCUGGUUUUCCAUGCAUGAGGAGAGGUGAUUUUGCCCCUUGCUCUAAUGAUGCUCACAGUACAGUGCUUGAAACUGCUGAGGAUCUGCCUUAAGAAUGUUGUAGCCGUGAUUAAAAAUUCUCAUUAGCAUCUCAUUCCUGUUAAUGAUCUCAAUGUUUAAUUUUUAUCAAUUUUUUCACUUCCCACAUUCAACACUUCAGACAUUUGGAUUCUGCAUCUUUUGCAUUGACAAAAAUUACUUUUACUCAAUUAUCUCUGUUUCUGUACAGUUUUGGUCCAGGGUACAAAUGUUAUUAUAGCCUAGUUUUAAACAAGAUUCUUUAGGAAGCUGAAGAUAUGAAGAACUUGGGGGGUAUUUUUCUUACUUUCUGUGUUCUGCCUGGGACUGGUUUGGGAAUGCUGUCUGUUUUUCAGUUGCAACGUGACAAUAUCUUCCAAAGCUGCCCCCUUUGGAGGGCUAGCAUCAAGCUAUGCAUAGGCUGGAGUUAAGCCUUUAAAACUCUGUUCAACUCAAGACUUUACUUCUUAUUUCCCUCUUGCAACUAAUACAAUCCCAGCUUAACUGCAUCGAGAGUGAGCUAUUAAGGGGCAGAAUUCUUCUGGGAAGGAAUCCAAUUGUAUACCUUGACACUAUUUUUUGCUUGUUGUAAUAAUCUUGCUGAGGUGGCCUAAGAAAGAGGAUUUUUAAAUAGUGGUGUUCAUGUACAGACUCAUUUAACUGUAUAGUUUGUCUGUGAUCCUUCCCUUGACUUGUUAAGUAUUUCUGGUUUAUUUUCACGUUCUGCCAAGCUUUAUUUCCACAACUCCUUUCUUUAAGCUAGCAUUAGUGUACGAAUACUCAGUAACCAGUUUGAGAAAUGAUUUGGCGAAAAGUGGCAUUGAAGUGUAGCUGUUAUCCACGAGCACUGGACCUGGCUCCGGGCUUUCCCAACAUCAUAUGUGCUGGUUGGUACAUGUGUUAGAGCCGCUUUGCUCUCCCAUACAGCUGCAUCACCUCAUGGUGUCCAUCAGGUGUGCUUGCCCCCGAGUUAUCAACUCCUUAAAUGAGUUAAGGGCUUGUAGACAUCUCUUAAUAUAUUUAAUUGUCCCUAUUUAGAAAGAUAUCUCUAGUAGUAUUUCUGCUUUCAAAGGACAGUGGGUGGAUGGGUUUUAAAUUACUGUCUGGCUUGCUGAGCAUUCCCAGUCCUCCAUUCCGCUGAGUUUUUUCUCUUGUAUUCCCUGUGGUUUCAGUAGUAGUUGUAGUAUGCUUUGUGGUUGUCAAAGCCAAGAUGUUAAGCAUCUGGAAUAUGUAGUAAGUAUGCUUUUGAUAAUUAAUUCUAAAUAACUUUUAAAAAUCAAGGUUUGUACAGUUCUGAUUUCUGUUAAAGUGUAUUUUUUUUCCCAUAUGUAUUUGUGCUUACCACUUUUGGGGAUGCAAGACCCCAUGACCUGAGUUUGACAAGGCCGCUAUCCUAACCCCCAUAAAUUAAUUCAUUCUGUGCUAAUAGGAUUAUUUCCUCACACUGAAACUUCAGUGUAAACCUAUGAAUACCAGAUGACUUCCUUCCAACUGACAUUUAUCUUUUACUUGCAGUAUUCCUUACCCUUAGGCCCCUGUCUGCCACAGAGUUGCACAUAAAGUUCCCAUCAGUCCCAGCAGGACUUGUGGAUGCAAAGCGAUAGGGUCAGCUUUUGGCAAAGGUGGGCAGCCCGAUGUAAUUUAGCUGGUUUCAUUUUAAUCCCCUAUUUUCAGGGGGUUUCAGUUUAGCCAAAAUCACUUACUCAAAGCUGAAAUGUGGUGCGUUUGUUCUCCCCUGGGAAGUAUGCUUCUGUUUAAUAAUAUUUUUUAUGAGAUUGUAUUUAUGGAAACUGAAAGAAAAAUGUCAUGAAGCUAGUUUGUUGCACUUUUCUAAGGCUUUUGUAUUUUGCAUAGAGUUCUAGAAUAUGAACAAGUUGUUUGGGGAAGUCAAGGCUUUAAACUUACUGUGCCCCAGCAUAACAACGUAUUACGUGCAUUUUCAUUCUAGUGAUGUAUGUCUUAUUUUAAUGGCAUGUAACUAGUGUAUUUAUAUGGUAGUUCAGAAAGCCAGUGGACAUUCCUGCUGCAGAGGAGCCGUUGGCAGUGCUGGUUCCACAGUUCGUGAACUGACCAGUUUUGACAGCACGCUGCAUUUGCAAUAAUGGAGCAGUUGAUUUUUGGUUCUGAACUCCAUUUCAGCAAAUGGGGAGAAAGAGGCUUUUCUUUCGUUCCAUUGUUGAAAUUUCUCUGGAUACUUUUACUGGUUUCCAAUUAUUGCUUGUGCUCAAUUAGGAUGAUUACUUGGGAAUCAGUUCACUAAAGAGGAUACAAAUCCAUGUAAUGUGCUCAAGUAAUUCAUCCCCGUGACUUACAACAUUUCAGUGUGUUAAAAACUUUUGGUUUUACGUAUAUUGUAAGAUUGAUUUUACUGUUUUUAAGUAGCACUUUUAUGCAUAUCUGAAGGCUUCUUUGGGGCAGAAAUGUUAUUUCUGUGUGUUAUCUAGUGGAAAGAAAGUAUAACACUACUAAACAAAGCAUAGACUAGCUAGCCUCCAGACUGUACGUUCACUUUAGGUCAGUAAUGAUCAGGAGUUGUUCGAUGUGUAUGAAAUGAAUCAGUGAUCCCUUUUACUAUUGGACAAUUCUCCAGAUCGAAGUCAGAAGGGCAUUAAUUGGUACCCUCCAGCCCUUGGGUGAGGGUCCUUUCAGUUCAGGUGUGAGGCAGAACUGACAGAACAAAGUGAUGAAUUUUGGACUCAGUGAAAAAACACAAUUCCGUUGGUGUCUCGGCAGCAUAUUGGAUAAGGACUAACCCUGUUUGAGAUGACACUGCAGCCAGUACUAAUAUCUCCUAAAUAGCUAAUUUUCCAUGGUCUUUAAAGAUGAUGUAAAAAAACAGUGAUUCUUGAAAGCUCUUCUCACCUCUCUGGCUUUUCUGCUUUGUAUUGGUUCUAUACUCCCUCAGAACAGCUGUUAGACUGACCAAACAAUAUGUGUAUGGGGUUAGUAAUUCUUGUUCUAGACAACAAGCAUUUUUCUUUUCUUUCCAGAACUCUUUGAAAAGGUUUACACACACAUUGACAUACAUAAACAUUUUACAUAUAUAGAGACAUUUUACAAAAAUGUAUAUAUGUACACACGCAUAUAUACAUGAGUGUAUACAUAUAUUUACAUAUGCCUGUUCUUAAUAAAACUGAACAUGUUUCAAGGAGUGCUUGCGUCUUGGAUGCUUAGUGCUGUAUUAGCCUAUAUGUUUAAAAGGCAUGGAGGAAAAACAACAUUUUGUUUGCUUCUGGUUAGAGCUGAGAAAUACAGGUUUAAGGAAAACUUGGAAGUAUGUUCAAAUUGUAUUUCACCUUGUUUCUGUUUUGAAAGGCACAAGCUGUUAAUCAUUGGAACUUAGAAGGUCAGCAAGCAUAUUUUAAGCUAAACCUUUUGGAGGACCAAUAUGCUUUUAGUUUGCAAGGACCACUAAAGAUCUGGGCAUUUACUUUCUCCAUAAUGUAUCUGUAUGAGUAUUUAGUAUAUAUGCCUUCCAUUUGCCAAUGUUGCCAUGUUUUCUUCUUAAUUAUUCAUGAAAUAAAGCUUGCAAAUAGCAAAA
Messenger RNA from Columba livia (rock pigeon), 10479 nucleotides. It is a transcript of the gene SPECC1L, whose product is annotated as sperm antigen with calponin homology and coiled-coil domains 1 like. Gene Ontology annotation, biological process: actin cytoskeleton organization. The transcript has 16 exons. Bases 172 to 3534 code for a protein of 1120 amino acids. Gene Ontology annotation, cellular component: filamentous actin; microtubule organizing center. Lineage: Eukaryota; Metazoa; Chordata; Aves; Columbiformes; Columbidae. The record is from RefSeq and is a predicted model, not a curated record. Gene Ontology annotation, molecular function: protein binding.